Messenger RNA from Hyla sarda, 865 nucleotides. Its product is annotated as gastrula zinc finger protein XlCGF53.1-like. The transcript has 4 exons. The record is from RefSeq and is a predicted model, not a curated record. Bases 481 to 786 code for a protein of 101 amino acids. Lineage: Eukaryota; Metazoa; Chordata; Amphibia; Anura; Hylidae.
AUCAGGGGCUGCUGCUCUAGGCUCAUCUGCUCCGUGUAUGCAGGACUCUGCUGUCACAUGACCAUUAUCACAGGUCCUUCAAUCACAAUCUCUUCUAUCCUGCACUGUUGAGCUCCGCCCACUACUGUCACAUGAUCCUCCCCACAGGUCCUUCAGCCACAGUCACAUCUAAACUGCUAAACUUCGCCCCCAAAUGUACUGGUCACAUGAUUGUGACAUCAUCACAGGUCCUACACCUCCAGCAUGUAGCAGAUACAGAGCAGGUCCUGGUGGGGCAGUCACUGCUGUUGUGUGUGGAGAUCUCUCAGAGCGGCAGCCCCUGAUCAUGUGACUCCUCCUCCAUGUGACUGAUCACAUGACGGUGACAUCAUCGCAGGUCCUGUAAGCACACGGCUCCUCUACAGAUACAGGUUUCUCCAAUCCAGGAUCCUCUGCUGAUAUCUUCUAUAUAAGAGAAUUCUCCUGGAUGACCCAUCAACCAUGGAGAGAGACAGGAACAAGAUGGCCGACAGGAUCAUAAACCUCACCCUACAGAUACUCUUCCGGCUUACUGGAGAGGAUUAUACAGUAGUGAAAAAGUCCUCUAGUGGGCGCUGUCGGGCCCCUGUGUGUGAAGGAUGGGGAAGAACCCUGAGCCCAAUCCCGGGGCCCCCACCUCACUCCCUGAUACAUAAGGAAAUGGAUGAACAGAAAAUCCGAGAACUCAUCAACAAGAUGAUGGAGCUGCUGACUGGAGAGGUUCCUAUAAGGUGUCAGGACGUGGCGGUCUAUUUCUCCAUGGAGUAGUGGGAGUAUGUAGAAGGACACAAGGAUCAGUACAAGGAUCAGGUCAUGAUGGAGGAUCAGCAGCCCCUCACAUCACCAG